Amphimedon queenslandica is the source of this 558-nucleotide messenger RNA. RefSeq names its product putative ankyrin repeat protein RF_1087. The record is from RefSeq and is a predicted model, not a curated record. The transcript has a single exon. NCBI's taxonomy places the organism in Eukaryota, Metazoa, Porifera, Demospongiae, Haplosclerida, Niphatidae. Gene Ontology annotation, molecular function: protein binding. The annotation marks the transcript as partial.
CAAGAUCUCGCACAAGAUGUCGUUAGAGGACAAGUGUGGGACUGCGUUUAGGGAUAGAGAUAGUAAAGAAGCUGUUCGCUUACUACCAUUAGUGAAUGAACCGAAUAAAAUUAAAAUAGCAGGGGAUGGCCUACUUCAUUUGUCUUCAUACAAUGGCUGGUUAGAUGUUACAAAAGAUCUCAUCACUAAAUAUCACUGUGACCCACACGAAAGAGAUGGUGUGGAUAGGACUUGUCUUCAUUGGGCUGCAGAAGGCAAUCAUGUUGAUGUAAUCAAAUAUCUCAUUGAUGAGGACCACUGUGAUCCAAUGGCUGUUAACAAGUGGGGGUGGACACCUCUUCACUAUGCUGCUGAAUGGGGUCAUUCUGCAGCUGUUGAAUAUUUACUAUCAACUGGUAAAUGUGAUCUAUUGGCUAAAGACAGUAAGGGGAGAACACCAUUUGAACUAGCUAAGGGGAAAGGUCACACUGAUGCUCUUUCUGUCUUUAAGAAGUUUGGUGGUAUAAAAUCAUCUCAUCCAAUUGAUUCUUAUGUUAACGUCCUCCUUGUGGGUAAUCC